Messenger RNA from Ornithodoros turicata, 1959 nucleotides. RefSeq lists its product as uncharacterized. Lineage: Eukaryota; Metazoa; Arthropoda; Arachnida; Ixodida; Argasidae. Gene Ontology annotation, molecular function: nucleic acid binding; aspartic-type endopeptidase activity; zinc ion binding. The transcript is spliced from 2 exons. The record is from RefSeq and is a predicted model, not a curated record. Gene Ontology annotation, biological process: proteolysis. Bases 1 to 1959 code for a protein of 652 amino acids.
AUGGCAGCGGCUGAGGCAUAUUCAGAACAGUUUCAAGGUACCGACUGGGCCACAUGGGUGGAACGCUUGACGUUCUUCUUCGAAGCGCAAGGAAUCACAGACCCUAUUAAAAAAAGGGCCCAACUGCUUACAAGAUGCGGACCCCAGACGUUUGCGACGAUUCGAGCUUUGCUCGCUCCUCGGAGCUUGCAUGACGCCACGUACCAGGAGAUUGUGGAACUGCUCCGGAAGCACUACGACCCGCAACCCUCCGAGGUUUUCAGCAGAUGCAAAUUCCAAAGGAGAGAUCAACAAGCUGGGGAAUCCAUUAAUACCUACGUCACAGCACUGCGUAAACUUGCAGCUGACUGUAACUUCGGUGCUGCGUCCACUCCAACAGGAACAGCGGUGGAAACAGCGGCGUCAUCAACAGGUGCUGGCACCGCUACGUCGCCGGCGACUUCGUCCACGAUGCUUCCGCUUGAUAUUAUGCUCAGAGAUAGAUUUGUCUGUGGCAUAAAGGAUAGCAAUCUGCAACAACGACUAUUUGCGGAAAGGGACCUAACGUUCAGCAAAGCACUGGAUUUUGCGUUGCGGGCAGAAAUUGCAGCGGCUGAGCAACAUGGCGUGAAAGCAUCUCAGGAAGAAGUACACAAGGUAAAGCUCCAACAGAAAGACGGCAAUAGGACAAGGAAAAACCAACGCAAAGUUAGUUGCUACCGUUGUGAAGGGGCACACUUUGCAAGAGACUGCAAGUACAAGAAUGCCCGAUGUAGAUUCUGCAAGAAGGUGGGCCACAUUGAAGCUGCGUGUCGUAAGAAAAAAGCAGCUGGCAAAAGCGACACCAACCUGUUGACAGAAGACGAGGAUGGAGCAACAUCACUGGAUGAUCUCUACCAUGUCGCCCAGGAGGUAUCGAACUCCAAGUUCUUAACAACGUUACUCGUUAACGACAAGCCAGUACAGUUCGAAGUGGACUUUGGCGCGGCUUGCUCACUCAUUGCCGAGGAAAUGUACAAAAACACGUGGCCAGAAAAGCCGCCCCCACUAGCUCCGGGAACAGUACAGCUCAAAACAUGGUCGGGUGAAGGGCUCGACAUCUUGGGAUCCACAACUGUCGUGGUCCAGUCCAGGAGGAAGAAGUGCAUGUUGCCGCUAUUAGUAAUAAGGGGAUCAGGAGCAAGUCUGCUUGGCAGAAAUUGGUUUCGACCACUACAGAUCGAAGUAAGCGGAAUCAACUAUGUCAACGGCGACUGCCUAGAACGAAUACUCGAGGAACACAAAGAGGUCUUUGGAAAGGACAUCCAAGGCCACAGAGGCGAUCGGGUAGACAUCCAGCUGCAGGAUAGAGCAACGCCGAAAUUCUGCAGGGCAAGGCCUGUGCUAUUUGCCCUACGGGAAGCCGUAUGCGCAGAACUACAGUGCCUAGAACAGCAGGGGAUUAUCGAGCCGGUGCAGCAUUCCGAGUGGGCAACUCCGGUGGUGUGCGUUCGGAAGAAGGACAACACCAUACGACUAUGUGGGGACUAUCGGAGCACAAUUAAUGCAGCAGCGAUGAAGGCGGAUUAUCCACUGCCUACGCCAGACGAGGCCUAUCAACAGUUGAGAGUGACAGAGACAACCGCACAGCAGUUGACCAUCAAUACCGUGAAAGGCCUGUACAAAGUCAAGCGGUUACCAUUUGGAAUAGCAGCAGCUCCUGCUAUAUUUCAGAGGUUUGUCGAGAAGCUUCUAGCUGGCAUUGACGGCAUCGCAGUCUACCUAGACGACAUCAUUAUCAGUGGAGCAGACCAACAACAGCACAAUCGACGGCUGGCAGUACUGGCAAGACUGGAACAGUCCGGACUGAGACUUAAGAAAACAAAGUGCAAAUUUGCACGUACCGAAGUGGAAUUCUUAGGACAUAACAUCACAGGUUCGGGCGUGCGGCCGACAGAUGCAAAAAUACGGGCACUACUGAAAGCUCCUGAGCCAACGUAG